AUGCAGACCGCCGCAGUCAAGCAGCACAUCCUCUCGAACGCGCCACGUUCUUCCCCUCGGGAACACGCGCCUCAGAGCUAUGGCUCUUCCAGUAGUAGCUGGAGCAGUAUCGAUGGUCUCAGCACUGCUCUUGGACCGCCCAAGCCUCCACUUGCAUGGGCGUCGGUGCGGCACCAAGUGAUCAAGUCGACGGUGGAAGAGGACGUCGAAGAUGCGGAGCAGAUCACUACUGGACAGUGUCAGCAUGCGGUGCUCAUGACUUGUCUUCACCUGGCGCACGAGAUAAAUAUGCGGGAAGUGGGGCAGUAUGCGUGGAUCCAGCCGCAGGGGAAAGAUCCGCAGGGAAGCAUGCUCAAGGUCAUGAAGGGUGAGUCGUACACCCUUUUAGGCUACACGAAGCUUGUUCAAGGUAUGGACAAGAAAGGCCAGAUCGCCGUCCGAUCGGCUCCAGACCCGUCCAAGCAGAUCAUUCAGCACCAUCUGCUGCGUUCCCGGCAGCUAGCUGGAUCAGACAGCUACAUCAUGUCUUUCUAUAGCGGGCAUGGUAUCCAGGAGCCACCCACCGAAGCAGGCGAGCUAUGGUGUUACGACAAGUCGUUCGAGGAGUGUGCGCUGGACGGGAGUGGACCUACCGAGUAUAUACCCAUGGUCCUCUUCGAGGUCCUGAGCUGGGCAGGCGCAUCCACAUGCUACGUCUGGGACUGCCAUCAUGCCGGCCGACUCAUCUCAUCCGCUCACCAAGAAGCCGCCGAGAUUGACCGACAGCUCACUGCUGCUGCGCUCCAAAAUCCCGAGAUCGCUUCUGUCCAUCCUCCUGUCUACGCCAAGCGUCAGAUCCACUUUGCCGCCUGCGGCGCCAACGAGCGUAUCCCCAAGAUCGCCGGACUACCUGACGACCUAUUCACCAUCUGCCUGAUAACACCCCUCAAGAUCGCUUUGAUGUAUCACAAUCUCCAAACCUUCCCGCUCAGCUCGAUGGACUCGUCCAAGCAGCGCAGCCGGGCUUACAUGGACGGUCUCUGGGAGAGCAUGUCCCAAGACCUCAAAGGUCGACUAUGGUGCGAGUUGCAGGCUAUCCUGCACACCAUAGCCUGGCAAUCCAUGGAUGGGGCGACGUACCAGCGUGUCUUUGGCCAAUCCGGUCAAUCCAUUUCCCACCUCGCCUCGGGCUUCCUCCUGUCCCAGCGCGUCCUCGGAGCUUACAAUGUCAAGCCCGAGUCGAUCCCCUCUAUCCCCAAUACGACUUCUCACGCUCUCUGGGUGACAUGGGACCUCAUCCUCGAGAACUUUUUCGAACAGCUCCCCGAAUUCUUCGACCAAGAGACUGAUCCUGAAUGGGAGGCGGAUAUCCAGAUGCUUUCGUUUAUGGAAGACCAGCUCAACUCUAUCCUCACCAUCAAUCAAGCGCCUAUAGGGAGCCACCAGGCCGAAGCGAGCAUUGGCCUCGCAGUUGGCAAAUUACCUAUCAUCUGCCAAGCGGCGCUCACGCGCAGUCUUCGCGCUCAGGCAUGUAAUGCGCUCGACUCGUGUCUGGCUAAACUGGGACCCAAGGCGCUGGUCCUUGCGAUUCAAUGCGGGGUGCUCGAGGUCGCGUUGGACCUGCUGGAAAUGGAAGACCCGGUGAUUGCUGAUCAAGUCAUCAGUGUCUGGGCGUCCCUGAUCAAGCAUGACGGGGCGGUCCGACAGCUCGCUGAGCCUGUCGAAAAGGCGACCUGGCUUUCGGACGUCAAGGCGAUCGUGUUCUUCCUACACCACCUCGAGGCGGGACUAGACGAUGGCGAUAACGUCAAGGUGGUAGAGUGCGCCGCGAUCCUCUGUACGAUCAUCAACUACAUCACCAAGCGGCCUGCCCCCAAGUUCCUCCUCCGCUCGCUCAAGCUGGCCAUGCGCAUGCUGGAUCAGCCCGCUUCGCUCAUUCAACAAUGGGGCGCCCUGCUCAGUGCGGAGCUCCUCCACGGGCUCCAGAUCGAUCGGGAGGACGCCAAGGAGACUCUCGAGGCGAUGCAGUCAAAACUGCUCGGUCUGGUCAAGGACAAGACGGUCGAGACUCGCGCAGCGAUGCUCUACGCUUUACGAUGGUGGUUCCGCCUCCGGCCUCAGACAGACCUUCUCGCCUGUAAAGCUCAGAUUUUGCUCAUCGACCUGCUCCUCCCACAAGCAGCGACCGACGCGGCCAUCCAGGUCCGACAGGAGAUGUAUACACUGCUCCAGCACAUCCUCGUCGGAGUGGGCAAGUGGGCGGCGGUCGCUUUGUGGCUGUACCAAGCUCAGCACGCGGCAAUGCAGGUCAAGGAGAAGGGAGAGGCCCUAGUGGAGGUCGUCUACACGCUGAAGGGGGCUAUCAAGCUCACCGGCGGCGAGAAGGUGGACCUCGUGGAGGUGCUGAUGAGGCUGAUCAAGGUCGUCUCGGUCUACAGUCAAGACCCAGAGGCGUCAGUAGCGCGUAUGGCGACGGAGUGCCUGGGGAAGUGUCAGCAGAUGUCGGGCUUUGCGAGGUGCAGCAAGUCGAACACGGCGUUGACGAGGGUAUGGGAUGUGAAGGCGGCAGAGGGACUGAUCGAGGAGGGCAAGUGCCUAGCGAUGGGUUGGGAUUCGGCGAGAGCGGAGGGGAUCGAUAUGGGCGUAAAGGGCGGAAAUCAGGAUCUCUUCAAGAUGAGCAGGCUAUCGUUGAGGGCGUAUCUCGCGUCCACUCAGGCGCCGAGUCAGAUGGAGGCAUUCAACAAGGACAAGGAUAUGACCUGGAUCUUGCGCCAUCGCGUACUGGAAGACUCGCUCGUUUUGUCCGAGCAGCACGCUGGUCUGCCAUGGAAAUUGUCCAUCAAAGACAUCGAGAGCCCGGACCCAUGGUGCACCUUGACCUGCCACAGCUUUAACAGUACCGUUCUGUCCUGUAAUGACUCGCAUGAUCUGCUCUUGUGGGACUGGUUCUCUUCCAAGAAGACCGGGACAAUCCACCUCGACCUCCCUUCUCAUGCGCAUAUCACGUCAGGGCGGUUCGUCAAUGAGCUACACGAGACGAAUGUCGUUCUUGCGGAGAUCAACACCGGCGACAUCCACGUCUUCGCGGGCCCGUCCGAGGAGCCCGGCAAGAUGAAGCCAAUCUCCUCCUUCCUCGCUCUGAAUGUCAAGGAGCACUCGGUAGAUGUGACUCACGAAAGUCACCGAAGGCUGAUCAGUACAUGGUGGCGACAUUCGGGACUGCUAGGUGUGGGCGGGCCGGCGAGUAUCAUCAAUAUCUGGGACUGUCCAGCUGAACAGCGUGUCAGACAACUCUCGACUGGGGAGAACAGCACGUUGCUCACCCUUAUUACGGAGCCCAAGUCGGGUAACCUGUUGGUGGCGGGAUUGGCGAAUGGCAAGGUGAAGCUGUUUGACCUGCGGCAAUCCAAGCAGACGGCGGUGCUUCAAUACCAGGGAGACGCUGGCGAUGGUGCCCAGGCGUCCGGGAUGAGAGGGAUCAAGAAGAUCGGGAUCUUUCUUGGCGAGAGCAGACAUAUCACGUCGGCUUGUACGAACGGCCUCAUCAACAUCCAUGACAUCCGACACGUCUCGCAGCCUGCCUCUACCCGCCUCGUCCAUCCCACUGGUAUCGCCUCCGCCUCAUUCCAGUCCCACUCUGGUCUCAUGUCGACCAUCGGACACAUCAACCCCGCUCAGGACGGCAAGGCAUCCGCAAACUUUGGGCUGUAUCGAUCCACCCUCGACUCGAUAUCGCUCGUCACUGCGGAACCGAUCUCUUUCGACCCGCAGCAAGAGGAUGUGAUCAAGGGAAAGCUGACACCGUAUACCGUCUUCCAUCCCCUUCGGCCAUUCUUAGGCCUGGGGUACGGACGGAGUUGCCAUCUCAGGGGAAGUGGCGUCGGGGAGGGGCCGGAUGAGGAUAGUGGGAGUUAUACGUUCUUACAAUCUCAGGCGAAGUAUAUGAUGUAA
Molecule: messenger RNA, 3930 nt
Organism: Dioszegia hungarica
Lineage: Eukaryota; Fungi; Basidiomycota; Tremellomycetes; Tremellales; Bulleribasidiaceae
Exons: 11
Coding region: 1-3930 (1309 amino acids)
Biological process (GO): positive regulation of protein serine/threonine kinase activity; TOR signaling; regulation of autophagy
Cellular component (GO): TORC1 complex; cytoplasm
Molecular function (GO): protein-macromolecule adaptor activity; protein binding
Source: RefSeq, a predicted model, not a curated record